Molecule: messenger RNA, 435 nt
Organism: Knipowitschia caucasica
Lineage: Eukaryota; Metazoa; Chordata; Actinopteri; Gobiiformes; Gobiidae
Source: the annotation of a GenBank genome assembly
AUGUGGUUGAUGGAGGGGGGUGAGGACAGGGGGGUGUGGUUGAUGGAGGGGGUGAGGACAGGGGUGAUGUGGUUGAUGGAGGGGGGUGAGGACAGGGGGGUGUGGUUGAUGGAGGGGGGGGGUGAUGUGGUUGAUGGAGGGGGUAAGGACAGGGGUGAUGUGGUUGAUGGAGGGGGUGAGGACAGGGGUGAUGUGGUUGAUGGAGGGGGUGAGGACAGGGGGGUGUGGUUGAUGGAGGGGGGUGAGGACAGGGGUGAUGUGGUUGAUGGAAGGGGGGUGAGGACAGGGGUGAUGUGGUUGAUGGAGGGGGGUGAGGACAGGGGUGAUGUGGUUGAUGGAGGGGGGGUGAGGACAGGGGUGAUGUGGUUGAUGGAGGGGGUGAGGACAGGGGUGAUGUGGUUGAUGGAGGGGGUGAGGACAGGGGGGUGUGGUUGA